GCGGAGCGGAAGGCCCGGCGGGCGGAUCGCGGCGCGCGGACGGGAGGGCGGCGCGGAAGGCCCGGCAGGCGGAUCGCGGCGCUGGCUCUAAGAUGGCUGUUGUGAGCGGGGCGCAGUUGCUGUGAGGAGCCGCCCGCCUGUGCUAUGGAGUGCCCGCACCUCGGCUCCAGCGUCUGCAUCGCGCCCGCCUCGGCCCGGUUCCCGCAGGGCUCGCCCUCCUCCUGGUGCUGCAGCGUGUGCCGAUCCAAUAAAAGUCCCUGGGUCUGUCUGACUUGUUCCAGUGUCCAUUGUGGAAGAUAUGUGAAUGGCCAUGCAAAGAAACAUUAUGAAGAUGCACAGAUUCCUUUAACCAAUCAUAAGAAAACAGAAAAGCAAGACAAAGUUCAGCAUACUGUGUGUAUGGAUUGCAGUAGUUACAGUACAUAUUGUUAUCGCUGUGAUGAUUUUGUAGUCAAUGAUACCAAGCUGGGCCUGGUACAGAAAGUCAGGGAACACCUACAGAACUUGGAAAAUUCAGCUUUUACAGCAGACAGACAUAGGAAAAGAAAACUAUUGGAAAAUUCAUCUCUAAACAGCAAGUUAUUAAAAGUAAAUGGGAGCACCACUGCUCUUUGUGCUACAGGCCUUCGGAAUCUGGGGAACACGUGUUUCAUGAAUGCGAUCCUUCAGUCUCUCAGUAACAUUCAGCAGUUUUGCUGUUAUUUCAAAGAGUUGCCAGCUGUGGAGUUGCGGAAUGGGAAAACAGCUGGCAGGCGAACUUACCAUACCAGGAGCCAAGGGGAUAACAACGUUUCAUUGGUUGAAGAGUUUAGAAAGACACUUUGUGCUUUAUGGCAAGGGAGCCAAACUGCAUUUAGCCCAGAGUCUUUAUUUUACGUCGUUUGGAAAAUCAUGCCAAAUUUUAGGGGAUACCAGCAACAAGAUGCCCAUGAAUUCAUGCGUUACCUGUUGGACCAUCUACAUUUGGAACUCCAAGGUGGCUUUAAUGGUGUUUCCCGCUCGGUAAUUUUGCAAGAAAAUUCAGGUCUCUCUGCAAGCAACAAAUGUUGCAUAAAUGGAGCCUCUACAGUUGUCACAGCUAUAUUUGGAGGCAUUCUUCAAAAUGAAGUAAACUGCUUAAUAUGUGGGACUGAAUCUAGAAAGUUUGAUCCAUUCCUAGACCUUUCACUAGAUAUUCCAAGUCAGUUCAGAAAUAAACGUACUAAGAAUCAAGAAAAUGGACCAAUGUGUACACUACGAGAUUGUCUUCGCAGUUUUACAGACUUGGAAGAACUUGAUGAGACAGAGCUCUAUAUGUGCCACAAAUGCAAAAAGAAACAGAAAUCUACCAAAAAAUUCUGGAUUCAGAAACUACCAAAGGUGCUAUGCUUACACUUGAAACGAUUUCACUGGACAGAAUAUCUGAGAAACAAGGUUGAUACAUAUGUAGAAUUUCCCCUCCGGGACCUAGAUAUGAAAUGCUACUUGUUAGAGCCGGAGAACAGUGGCCCAGAAUGCUGUCUAUAUGAUCUUGCAGCUGUUGUUGUACAUCAUGGUUCAGGUGUUGGCUCUGGACAUUACACAGCCUAUGCAACUCAUGAAGGUCGCUGGUUCCAUUUCAAUGACAGUACUGUAACUCUGACCGACGAGGAGACCGUGGUAAAGGCAAAGGCCUACAUCCUCUUCUAUGUGGACCGGCAGGCCAAAUCUGGAUCUGAUAAACUUUAAUACCUCCUUUUAAUCCUCACUUAUCAAGUCCAUCGGACAAAACAUUUCCAAUUCUCCAUAAAUACUUGAUCCAAGACUAUUAUUUUCAUUGUGCACUUUCCAACUUCCUCGUGUGGGUUUUAGUUUUGUUGUGUCAAAGCUAGUAGCAGUUGACUUAUUGAACUUGGACACAAACUAACAUUUUUUUUUUUUAGUUCUACCAGAAAACCUCAGCAGAUAUUUUGAUUUGCUGCUUUAGUUGUGAUAACUCAAUUUUUAUAUAUAUAGUUUCAUGAACUACUUAGCUAUUUGAUUUUUAUAUUAAUGUUUUCAGUUCUCACUUUCUAAAGGCACAUUUACAUCAGAGAAGUUUUGUAUCCUCUUUAUAAGCAAGAGAAAAGUGUUCCUGAUUACGAAGAGCAAUAGAAUUUCAUGCUGCUCUUACGGCUGUUUUGUAGAUAAGAUUGAAUCACUUUUAAAUCAAGGAAUUGCUUGCACAUACUGUUUGCCCCAGUGCAAGAAACUUAACAGUGACCUCUGAACAAUCACUCUUUGCCUGCAGAAGAGAAGAGAUGUGGCAUCAUUAAGUAGACUGGGUAAUUGCUGCUAUCAGUGUGUAUCAAGGCUGCUGUCUUUCAGGACUCCUUGUAAAUAAAUAGUUGAUUCAGUUGUAUUUGUACUGCAAAUUCAAGUGUUUCUCAUUUGUACUUUUUCCCCUACAAAAGAGACAUUUAAAUUAUUACCCUAAUCAUAUAUGUGUCUUGGGAUUUUAAUUUACUUUUUUUAAACUGAAAUGGAAUUGCUAGGGUGAUAUCUCAAUUUUUAGCAUUUAUCUCAAAGUUUGAUAGCAAGCACUUGCUUUUGAAGCUAGCAGGCUCCAUGGGAUUGGGCCACUGUCCCCUUUUUAUAUCCUAAAAUGAGAGUUCAAUGUGGAGGCUUCAGACAAGAGAGGUUUUUGUCUCAAUAUAACCCCCAUUUGCCCACAUCCCCUUCCAACUCCAUUUAGGAGUGAAAGAUGGGUUUGGAGAUAGACUUUGCAUGACAAGUAGUUCUACCUAAUCCAGACUCAGGCUCAAAGUGGUAGGAAAGAUGUAUUCAAAUCUAUAUGCAACGAUAUUACAGCUCAUGCAAAUUGUGGAGCUAACACUGCCCCUUUAGGUAAGCAUAUACCCUGACUAACUGCAGUAAUUAAUUAGUAGUUCAACAUUUCUCAUGGUAUUUCUCAAAAGAAGAGGCAAGAUAUUAUUUCUGAUGUUGAAAUGUAAGCCAUCUGUUUAUAUUAAGCCUCGUAUCAGCUUAAUGGAAGAGGAAUUCAGUGUUAGCAGCUGGAAUUUCAGCUGUUCUGGUACUGCUGAGAGAGAGGAGCCCAAUAUAAAUUGAAUGAACUCAGCUUUCCCUCCUCCUCUGUUUGCUUACUGCCUUUCACCACACUCCCAUCAUUUCAAAAGCCUGGAGGAAGGCUGGAGCUCACUGCCUGCCAAGUCGGCUAUCCCACCAGACCCCUCUUACUAGUGAUAUAGGCCCAAACAGGUGUGUUUUAUAUUUAACUGAGUAAAAACAUCUGCCUUCCCCUGGUUGCAUCUCCUUGAAGGGCCACAUUAGUCAGCAGGUAGAUGUAGUAUGCAUUUCAGUAUUAGUUGACUAAGCACUGUGCUCCUGACAAUUGCAAAAAAGUUUUAAUUACCUGUUUUGGUCCUUCUCCAGAUGGCUUUUACCACCGUCAUUUAAA
Molecule: messenger RNA, 3415 nt
Organism: Dermochelys coriacea (leatherback sea turtle)
Lineage: Eukaryota; Metazoa; Chordata; Testudines; Dermochelyidae
Gene: USP3
Product: ubiquitin specific peptidase 3
Exons: 15
Coding region: 145-1707 (520 amino acids)
Biological process (GO): protein deubiquitination
Cellular component (GO): cytoplasm
Molecular function (GO): zinc ion binding; cysteine-type deubiquitinase activity
Source: RefSeq, a predicted model, not a curated record